UCAGGUCAUUUGGAGGAUUUAUUGGAAUUGUUACGAGGUUCGGCUUGACGGUGGCGUCGGUUAGGGUUGGUAUAGAGGGGCGGGUAGCGGGAUGCACGCCAAUGUGCAAUGUGAUCGUAAUUCUUGGCGACUGCCCCCAGAUGAAACACUGCAGGUUGCCGACCCUAAGGCCAAAAAGGCCGAGGUAGGUAGCGAAGAGGAGCUAGCAUUGCACGGCGACGAGGGACAUAACUGGUGGUCCAUUAUAUUUUCCCUCCUUGUAAUUGGUUUGGUAAUUGCCGGAAUCAUUACUGCUAUAUACCUCUUAGGCUACGUAGAUGAACUACUUUACUGGCAUGGGAAACGAAUGGAUCUUGAUGAAUAUCUUCAGGGCUCGACAGAUACAUUCGGCCGCUCGCCGGCGGCGAGUAGGUAUAAUCAUCCGGGACAUUUAAGUCCGGGGAGAUUACCACCAGCGUGGAUAUCAAGUACACACUUCGUUUUCCAAGCCGACGAUGGUGGCCUUGCUGUCUUAGAUACUAGCAACUUUACAAUCUCUUUACUAGUUACAAACCAUACAUUGAGACAAUUAAACGUUCGUGGUUACCAAUGCACCAAGGACCUUAAAUAUGUGCUUUUUCAACAUAAUGUUAAACAA
Messenger RNA from Nicrophorus vespilloides, 637 nucleotides. RefSeq lists its product as uncharacterized. The record is from RefSeq and is a predicted model, not a curated record. NCBI's taxonomy places the organism in Eukaryota, Metazoa, Arthropoda, Insecta, Coleoptera, Silphidae. The annotation marks the transcript as partial. The transcript is spliced from 5 exons. Gene Ontology annotation, molecular function: dipeptidyl-peptidase activity.